Phyllotreta striolata is the source of this 1180-nucleotide messenger RNA. NCBI's taxonomy places the organism in Eukaryota, Metazoa, Arthropoda, Insecta, Coleoptera, Chrysomelidae. The record is from the annotation of a GenBank genome assembly.
AAAAUGUCAUCCACUAACCAACGUCAAAAUGGCGAGAAACCCGACGAAAAAAGCUCGCAAAAAACCCCGUUUUACUCUAAUUAAACCCAAACCGAAGCCCAUUUACCAAGCGCAGCUGACUAGAUAUCCGAUAACCCCUUUCGAAACCUUCAAAUACGACUUCAUCGACUACCAGCAGCUGGAAAACUACCUAAAAUGCAUGGAAACGAAGUUUCCAGCCGCGCUAAAGCUGCACGUAUUAGGGGAAUCCCGCCAGGGCAGGACCAUCUACAUGGCGGCCAUUUCGAACGGCCGCCGGGCCGACGACAAGAUGGCGGCGCUCGUCGAAGCCGGCUCGAACGGCUCGGAUUCCAUCGCGAUCGCCUCCGCCCUUUUCCUCGUCGAUUUCCUCUCCAGAGACCGCAAACUCGCCGAAUUGACCGAUUAUUACGUAGUGCCCUGCUCGAAUCCCGACGCCUAUGACAGGCACGUCAAACGUCAACGGUGCGGCGACAGCGCCAAAGGAGAUGGAGAAUCGAUUCGGAUGCAUUUGUGCAACAACUUCCCUCUGUUACUAGGCAUCGUGGAUAUGGAUUGUGUGGGUACCAGUGAGUUUUUGGCGGCGUUGAAAACCUGGAAAAGCAACCUGGAAUUCGACGCGCCUACUACGAAAGCGAUUUGCAAGGCUCUCGCUGUCGAUGCGCCGAUAAAAUUGUUUGUUUCCUUGCAGGAAAACGGCCAUUUUCUAAGUUAUCCGUUCGGGUGUUUCCCCCAAGCGUUUCCAGAUGAAGAUGUGAAAAGGGCCGGUAGAUUUCCCUUGUGCGAUUUGGAGAAAUUGAAUCGGUUACGAACCGGUUCGGUGUACCAAUUGAGCGGAUUGACGUUCGGAACUGUCGUGGAUUAUAUUAGAUUGACGUAUGACAGUUUGAAAUUUUCGUAUAUUUUGCAUUUAAGAGACAGGCGCGUGAAGCCCCGAGUCGAGGAUAUUUUGCCCUAUGGAAACGAUACGCUUAAAUGCGUUAAAUAUCUGGCGAGGAACGUGUUUUUGUAUUACAAUAAAGACAAAUUGAAGAAAUUGGAUAGCGGGUGAUUUUUUUGAAAGGUUUUGACAAUUGAUUUGACGUUGACAUUUUGAUAUUGACAUUGACUUUUCAUAUAGGAGAAGGUUUUAUAUGUCAAGUUGUACAUUUGUAAAUUAGAA